GAUCUCUUGGUCGCCCUUGCUAUGAAGAGGUUCCCGAACAUUUGGAAUAACGAUGCGUUCACAAUUAGGGACAUGUUUGGCACUGACUUGGACGUGGCCCAACUGAAGAUAAUAUCGGAUGCCCUCUACACAAAGGACCCGAAGAAGACAGUGACGCUCAUUCGGGAGGGAGUCUUCGCGGUGGAUCGGGACCCCAGGAACGAUCGUGGUGACGAGGGCUCCAUCGACGAUAGGGCAGCGUCUGUGUGGAAGCACGGCAUCAUGGAGGUUCGGGCGCCGCCUACUCUCAUUGAGCCGCCAGAAGGAGAUGACACCGCAGUGGGGGAGCGCUUCAUGGCGCUGGACUGGGCCACCCUCAUUGAAGGGGCUAAGCAAUGCUAUGCCCGCCCUGACUUCAACACGAACAAGAUGUUGGUGGAGUCGCUCUCUAAGCCCAUAAUGGGCUGCAGGCUUCUCUUCAAGGACACGCCUGAUGCGGUGUGCAAGUUUUACGUCGACUACAAGAACGAGGUCAACACCGAGGCGACGGCGACGACCUAUUUACAGGUAUGCAGGUCCACUCGCGAUGUCGUGGCGCGCUACAAGGUGGAGAACCCUGGUGCGACUGUUGCUUCUGUGGGUGGCCAGAACAAGUACAACGUCGCUAGAUUUAAGGUUGCCGAGAAGAUCCACCCUGGUCGCUGGCCGAACCCCACGGCGCUGACCACUAUGAUCAGUUUCUUCGACGAGUCCAAGAAAUACACGGUCGACGCGGCCGCGAAGGUCAGCGUGUGGGAUGACUUCGUAUCUUUCUCCCAGAAGCGCGUCGAAUUCAAGCACCCUUUUGCCCAGCAGCAUUCCGAAGUGUUCGGCGUAGUGAAGCUAGUUUUCUCGAGGCUCAAGCAUGACCACCCCGACAUGAUCACGAGCGUGCUGGCAUUCGGGUUGCCCCUCAAAAAACGCGCGGGGGCUUCCGCGAUUUGUGAGGGCGUGGACCGCAUCAAGAUCACGGAUGACAUGAUGCUGCGCUUGUUGUCGAAGCAGCAGCAAGCAGUUCCCGACAUGGGCGCGCCCAGCUUCCAGUUCGACGCCGACGAGGCCGACUGCGACGCGCUUGACCAUUGGAAGCACACCGUUGACAGAUUGGUGAGUAUCGACAGCCGCCAGGAGGACGGCAUCCGCAGCAUGAUGUCCAUCGGCCUUUACAUGAUCAUGGCCAACACGACGUCAGUCGAGCUCCUAGUUGAUGGAAAGGUCAAGAAGGUUAAAGGUUGGACUGAGCUUGUUCGAUGGGCCAAACUCCACGUAUACAAGAUGGCCAAGUUGGCACCUCGCGUGUCAGACCCAGACUUGGUCGAUGGCGGCGACGCGGUGGACGGCAACAAGGCGAUCGCCGACCGCGGGUGGGACAUGGACCGCGUGUCUGAGUUCUUCGAGGCGGAGUCGGGCACUGCGUCCAAGAUCGUUGAGUUCCUCGCGGCGAACAUGGACGCGGCUACAGGAACUGCUGGCGACCUGCCCACAAAUCAGAAGGAGGCAACUGUGUAUUUCAUGACGGCCUCGGCCAAGUGUAUCGAGGACGUUGUCCCUGAUGCGUGGAUUCGCGUGGCCGUCGUUUUCGGAGAGAUCAAGACCGCCCUUGGAAGCAAGCUGAUCAUUCCGAGGAACAGCCCCUGGGAAAAAAUGUCCGAUGGAACUGAAGUCGCGUUGAAGUGCGUGAAGUUCGGCUCCCUCAUGCACGUGGCGACGUGCAUCGGGCACCAGUCGUGCAUCAUCUCGCCGCCGAGUGAUAGCCGAGAUGGCAAGCAACCUUUUCACGGCCCGCUGGUCCAGCCAUGGGCCCAGAGGGCGUCGGGCGCCAUCAGAGACUCCGUCGACACCAGCAAACUCGGCCACGCGACUGGGAGUGCAAGCUUUUCGCAGCUGCCAGGCCCGAAGGUGACCCUCGAGCUGUUCGCCGACGGCCGCUCUUUCGUUGACAUCGCAAACAUGUUCGGGCAAGUCGUCCAUUCGCUGUGCGACCACAUCCAGCUUCACGACGCCAACGGCUACGAGGCCUCGAAGGCGGAGCUCUUGAAGUCAUUGCACUCCGCGUCCCGAGAUGAGGCCAUCGCCAUCGUGAAGGCGACGCGCGGCUUGGACAACAUUGACCUCCCUGCCAACUUCAUCACGUUCAGGAACGACUUCGUUCGCAAGGCCGAAAAGCUUUACGAUGCCAGCCACCAGGAGAUCAUCUUGACUAGGGCACUGCUUGGACCUGAGUGCGGCGCUGUUGUGUUGGAGAAGUUGGCGGGCCACGUCGAGACGGAGAGGCAGCGGGCGGCGGCGGUUGCUGUCAAGGGCCCCGCCCAUGCAGCCAGCACAGCUGGCGGCGAUGGCAAAUGUCUGCCAAGAACACCCCCUCUUACGCUCAAAGCUUCGAUGCUGAAAGCGAUCGAUACGGAACUCAAGGACGCCGACGUUGCCAAGAACAUCGUGUGCGCGCACGCUCGGGAGAUCAUGGGGAAGCUGCAGGUCGCCAUCAAUGAGAACAUGACGAGCAUCCCUUACAAGGACGACAUGUACGACAAUAUCAGCAUCACCGUGGAGGAGAAGUCGACGAAGGGCGGUGCCAUGGCAAGUGUCGCUUUCGAGAGCGCGCCACCUCAGAAGUCCAAGUCGGAGGUGAUGUAUUACUGGGGCAGGGUGGUGGACGACAGGGAUGUGAAGAAUCUGAAGAAAGAGCUCGCGAUGCCCCUCGGCAACGGGAUCGUCGGCUCAAAGGGCACGCGCGGCCCCGAGCUCUACCUCGACGGCACGAAGUUCAUGAACCACUUGAGGUCCGAUUUCUGCUGCCCCUGGCUCAUCGUUCCGACGGCACCUCCAAAGAACGUCACUCCGACCGCAAAAGACACGGACGACACCCUUGAGCGGAAGAGGGCAGCCGCUGCCGCGGCUGUGCCGUUGCCGACUCACGAGGUCAACUACAAGGAGAUCCAGAUCACUGCCAAGGACCAUGCCGGCAUCCAGUGCACGUACCACUACACCAUUCCCUUCCUGAAGACGCUGGAAGACGUCACGCCCCUGAUGAAAUGCACCCGCAAGCGCAUGGCCGACUGGGACGACUCGAAGUUCUCCAAGGCUCCGCGGAAGGAUCCGCAG
Messenger RNA from Prorocentrum cordatum, 3120 nucleotides. The record is from the annotation of a GenBank genome assembly. NCBI's taxonomy places the organism in Eukaryota, Dinophyceae, Prorocentrales, Prorocentraceae.